AUGAGACACAUCAGGAAUUUGCAGCUCAACCCCAGCUCAAAGGAUCUCAGCACAGAGGUCCAUAAAAGAGCCAUGAAAAUGGUGAUGUCUUUCCUCUUCAUCAUUCAUGUUUCUUCCAUCUUAUUAACAGAUUGGAUUUUCCUUAAACUGCAGGGACAUCUGGUCAGAUUGGUGGUUGUGCUAACUUCGACUGUUUUUCCAUCAAGCCACUCCUUUAUCCUAAUUUUGGGAAAUAGCAAGCUGAGACAAAGUGCAGUAGGACUGCUGUGGUAUCUUAACUGCCACCCGAAAAGAGUGAAAUCUUUAGCUUCAUAG
This is a messenger RNA of Rangifer tarandus platyrhynchus (Svalbard reindeer), 315 nucleotides long. Lineage: Eukaryota; Metazoa; Chordata; Mammalia; Artiodactyla; Cervidae. The record is from the annotation of a GenBank genome assembly.